Protopolystoma xenopodis is the source of this 639-nucleotide messenger RNA. NCBI's taxonomy places the organism in Eukaryota, Metazoa, Platyhelminthes, Monogenea, Polystomatidea, Polystomatidae. The record is from the annotation of a GenBank genome assembly.
UGGUGCCUCUCAAAUUCCAUCAGCAAUCUCAAAUCCGAAGAGCCACAGGCACCCUGGCUUCCUGAUCCUACUAAUCGAAUGUCCCAAUCUACCACUUCACUUCCUGAACCCAGUUUUCAGGCCGCCACUGCCGACUUCCAAUCAUAUGUGGGCGAUUCAGAAGUUCUAUCGGGGCGCGAUAACAAGAACAUUGCUGGAGCAGAUGCGGUGAACAUUGCUGGAGCAGAUGCGGUGGUUGCAGAUGAGAAUGCAUCUACCUGUGUGGGGCGCAAUCUAACUCACACUUCACGACUAGCCUCAUUAUCAAAUCCCUCCCUUUCCUCUGCUGUAGCUAAUGAGUUGACUCUAUUCAUGCCCGCUUCCGGCAAGUGGUACAAGGCGCUUUCGGUUCCAGAAAAUGCAGUCGCUCUCUACAUAAGAUUCGCCCAUAAAAGUGACGUAAAGCUGCCAGGGGCAGAGCGUCGCAGCAGCUACUACAAGGUUUACGGCAAUCCAAACUAUGGUGGCAUACAAGGUGUACUCUCACGUUCAUUCCGUCGACGUGCCCGUCAUCAGCGUCUACAAUUAGGCACACUUCUGUCAAAUGGAGAUUUACGCCGAGUGCUAAUGCCUCCGAGUACUUCCACAGAAUCUGGUUAG